Limanda limanda (common dab) is the source of this 780-nucleotide messenger RNA. RefSeq names its product transmembrane O-methyltransferase (gene tomt). NCBI's taxonomy places the organism in Eukaryota, Metazoa, Chordata, Actinopteri, Pleuronectiformes, Pleuronectidae. Bases 1 to 780 code for a protein of 259 amino acids. The transcript is spliced from 4 exons. The record is from RefSeq and is a predicted model, not a curated record. Gene Ontology annotation, molecular function: catechol O-methyltransferase activity. Gene Ontology annotation, biological process: dopamine metabolic process; catecholamine catabolic process; developmental process.
AUGGUGUCUCCUGCCAUCGCUCUGGCCUUCAUCCCCCUCCUGCUGACACUGCUCAUCAGGUACCGUUACUACUUUGUGCUGUUCUACCGGGCCGUCCUGUACAGGAUAUGGAAGGACUGUAGGACUGGUCUGAGUCGAGAGGAACGGGUCUACCAGUACGUUCUUACUCAUGCCACCCCCGGAGACCCUGAAAGCAUCCUGGACGCCUUCGACGCCUGGUGCAGCAAGGUGGAGUUCAUCAGCAACAUUGGGCCUAAGAAAGGGAAGGUCCUGGACCGGCUGCUGUUGAACCAGAGUCCUUUGACUGUGCUGGAGCUGGGGGCCCACUGCGGGUACAGCACCGUGCGGAUCGCCCGAGCUCUGCCCCUGGGUGCCAGGCUCUACAGCAUCGAGAUGGACCAGAGGAAUGCCGCCAUCGCAGAGAAAAUCGUCCGCCUGGCAGGAUUUGAUGAUGACACAGUGGAGCUCAUUGUGAAUCCAUCAGAUGAAGUCAUCCCUCGGCUGCGGGCUGACUACGGUUUAGAACGUCUGGAUUUCGUCUUCAUGGACCAUUGGAAGAAAUCCUACUGUCCUGAUCUGCAGAUGCUGGAGGGCUCUGGUCUGCUGGGGAAAGGGUCUAUGAUCGUGGCGGACAACGUGCUGUUUCCUGGGGCUCCAAAGUUCCUCAGACACAUUCGUAAGAGCGGCCUUUAUGAGUGGAAGAUCCACCGGGCCAUGCUGGAGUACAGCAAGGGCAUCAGGGAUGGCAUGGCUGAGCUGGUCUACCAGGGAAUCAAGUAA